Manis pentadactyla (Chinese pangolin) is the source of this 1255-nucleotide messenger RNA. RefSeq lists its product as uncharacterized. The transcript is spliced from 5 exons. Bases 1 to 783 code for a protein of 260 amino acids. Lineage: Eukaryota; Metazoa; Chordata; Mammalia; Pholidota; Manidae. The record is from RefSeq and is a predicted model, not a curated record.
AUGCACUGCGAGGGACUCCAAGUCAGAGCCUGGCAUGAGGUGGAGUCUUGGGGGCCCUACGGAGGGCCAGAGGGGCCGCCCACAAUCCAUCCUCCCACCCCCUGCACCCCUUCUAGCUCCUCCCCUGCAUACUUCCACGCCUUCUUCUCCGGGCCUGACCUGGGCAGAGCACUGAUCUCCAGACUGGGGGAGAAAUGGAGAGCAGGGAAUCACCUACACACGUGUGGUGACCAGCUACCGGGUGUUGUCCCAGCCUCCCCAACAGCCCCUCUCGGCGCCCUGGGGAGGCCGGCCCGACCUUGGCCCUGCCGCCUCUGUGGCAGCCGAAGCUUCUCUGCACUUCAGUGUCCUCAUGGCAACGACAGCCUGUUCAGUGUGCCGCCUGGACUGCUGGCUCCCCCAGGACAGGUGCCAGGUCCGCGCUCAGCUAGCUACCCCGGAACCAGGCAGUUGGACAGAACCGCUCAUCCAGAAGGGGGCAAGAAGGACAGACAAGCAGACCUGUGUGAAGCGCCCAGCCCAGUGUCCAGCAAGCGAUUUUUCAUUAGUAAAGUAAGAAAACUGGAGGCAUCUCGCAGGAGCCCCGUGGCCACAGAAACACUGGAAACUUCUGGAAGGAAUCAGGCCAGAGCCUUUUUCUUGGCACGGACAUGGACUCUUAUGACAGCUGUUGGAAGUGGACAUCGUCUUCCCCAUUACAAAAAGGAAACGGAAGCUCAGAGAAGGCAAGCGAUUUGCUCAAGGUCACCCAGUCAGGCAGUUUUCAUCUCGGUGAGGGCUUGAACCCAGCACGGUGUGAUGCCAGCCAGACCUUUAGCUGACACUCUUCACUGCCGUGUUAAAAGCAGGCUAGGCCUGGAGCUGGAGCUGGUGGGGAGGACGAGGCUGGAAGGUGCAGACACACUUCAUGAGGUGGCUGUGACACUCAGCCCCUGGAUGCCCUUACUGGUGGUUAAACUGGGCAUAUUGCCCCUAAGAAGCAAACCAAGUGCCCCUGCUGCUCCCCAGCUGCUCUCACAUCUGGGGGUUGGGACAGGGUGUGCUGGCUCUUGCUGUAACGGCCACGGGACCCUUUAGGCACGAUGCGUGGUACCGUGCGUUUCCCACGUGGCCUGACCCUCAUGGGCAUUCCAGGCUGCACCAUUAGAGAGAGCCCCAAAUGCAGCCGGGGAGUUCUGGCCGCUCUCUGUUGCCUGGAAGCACUCCCCAGGGUCUGAGAGGGGCAGGAUGGUCCACAGGGUGGCAGGGCACAGGG